Messenger RNA from Antechinus flavipes (yellow-footed antechinus), 6249 nucleotides. It is a transcript of the gene HAPSTR1, whose product is annotated as HUWE1 associated protein modifying stress responses. The record is from RefSeq and is a predicted model, not a curated record. NCBI's taxonomy places the organism in Eukaryota, Metazoa, Chordata, Mammalia, Dasyuromorphia, Dasyuridae. The transcript is spliced from 4 exons. Bases 98 to 922 code for a protein of 274 amino acids.
GGGAGAGAGAGCAGCCGGCCGCUGGGCCCCGCCGCCAGCUCGCCAGACGACGAGGACGACGACGAGGAGGAGGAAGAAGCGGAGAGGAAGGAGGAGGAUGGAGGAUAAGAAGGAGGAAGGCGAAUCCGAGAUCCAGGAGCACGGGCCCGAGCAUUGGUUCACCAAGUGGGAGCGGCAGUGCCUGGCCGAGGCCGAGCAGGAGGAGCAGCUGCCCCCGGAGCUGCAGGAGGAGGCGGCCGCCGCGCAGCCCGAGCACAAGCAGCAGAAGCUGUGGCACCUCUUCCAGAACUCGGCCACCGCCGUGGCCCAGCUCUACAAAGAUCGAGUAUGUCAACAGCAAGGACUUUCCCUCUGGGUUCCCUUCCAAAAUGCAGCCACUGCCGUUACCAACCUCUACAAAGAAAGUGUGGAUGCCCAUCAACGGAGUUUUGAUCUAGGAAUUCAAAUUGGCUACCAGCGUCGCAAUAAGGAUGUGUUAGCAUGGGUUAAAAAACGCCGAAGAACUAUUCGUAGAGAAGACUUGAUCAGCUUCCUCUGUGGAAAAGUUCCUCCUCCACGAAACUCUAGAGCUCCCCCAAGACUAACUGUAGUAUCCCCUAACCGAGCUACUUCAACAGAAACUAGCUCAUCUGUAGAGACUGAUUUGCAACCCUUCCGUGAAGCCAUAGCUCUGCAUGGUCUUAGUGGCGCAAUGGCUAGUAUAAGCGUUCGUUCAAGUACUCCAGGCUCUCCUACUCAUGUAAGCAGUGGAUCGAAUGCUAGUCGAAGGAGAAAUGGACUCCAUGAUGUGGAUUUGAACACUUUCAUAUCAGAAGAAAUGGCACUCCACUUGGACAAUGGUGGAACUAGAAAGCGUACCUCAGCCCAAUGUGGCGAUGUCAUUACAGACUCACCAACUCAUAAACGCAACAGAAUGAUCUAAACUGCAAAAUUUUCAAACCCACCAUGCUGCUUGAAAGCCACUUGAUCCUCAACAUACUAUUGAAAAGGAAACAUGAGGCCAUCUUCCCUUGUUCACUGUUUAAGACAAGUGAAUUCAAUAAUGAUUGCCAUAAAGGAAGUUUUAGGUAUUACAGUAGAUGCCUCUUGUAACUAUGGCUUUCUUAAACUAUAAUCCUAGCAGAGGACAUCAGAUAUUGUGUAGUAGUUAGCAAGAUCAUCAUAGGCAAACAUGUAUCCGUUCCAAGGCUAAAAGUGACCUUACUUGUAUUCUUAAAGGGAAAGGAAAUAUCAGAUGUUUAUUUGGUUAUAGAAUGCUUUUUUGUCCUUUAUUUCCUGCUGUGUUGAGUAUUUUGCUUCAACAGUAUUUGCCAGUUGACUGAAAUUGUCUAAAACAUGACUUGGCAUCUUUGUCAAAUCUGCAGGCUUCCAUUUUCGCAGCACUGUACCAUGCACCUAGUUUCUAUAUAGUAACAGUGUGCAAGUUAUAAAUAUUGGACUGUGCCCUUUUUAGUUUUAAAAGCAGUUGAUAAUUCUGGUGAUUGUGUGAUAAUGUAAAGAGGUGCUAUGAUGGUCAUGCAAUUAAUACUUAAUAUUGAAUCAAUACAAGGAUCUUUAUUGGAUUCACUUUGUGUGUUUUAGUGCUCUAAAAGUAGCAAUAUUAAACUUUUCCCCAAUUAACCUCAUAGACUUAAAAAUUUUCAGUUUUGAAAUGAUAUAAUGUACUUAUUUACAUGCCGGUACUGUCCUUGUGGUAAGUGUAAGCACUGCAGACUGCACUCUUGAGUGACCUAAAUUUAGAGAGGUCGUGAAAAUUGAGAAUAGGCUUCCUUUUGGGUUCAGUAUUAGUGAAGGGGUAGGUAUCGUAUGCAACUAUAUAUCCAGUUUUACAUUUCUCAUGAAUGCCCAUGUUUGUGGCAGGUGUUAACUUUGGGCUGGGUGGAGGGUAAAGGUAUGUAUUUUGCCUGCUAAUGAACAAGAUAUGAUCACUGUUUAAAUAAAAAGGGGGGUGGGAGGGGAAACAAUUGGAAUAUCAUUCUUAAAAAAAGAUGGAAUCUUAUGCAGGUUCUGUAAUUGUUAGGUAGACCUAACCAAAAGUUCUUUCAAAUAGAAUUCUGGACAAAUGUAAGACCUCUUAAUAGCUACAAUGUUUUGAAGCAUGUUUUCUCUUCAUCUUCUAAUAUCUUGAACCAAAUAUAGUGUUCUUUAGAUGAAGAACUUAAUGUAAGCCUGCCAGUCACUAUAACUUACUAAAUGGCAUUCUUACAUCAUGUAGGACAAAGAUAAGAGUGUUUCCUUGCCCAUUAUCAGUUAUUUCCUGUUUCUGUCUCAAGACCAUUACAAAUCAAUGUAGGGAUUUUCCAAUAAUUAAUUAUAGCAUUUAGCUAAAGUUUGUUGUUUAUUGAACCACUUUAUAGUCUUGUGAAGACUUAAAUGAAAUUUGGAUAAAUUUGACCCAUAAUACUCAUUGGCCUGAUAGGAUGUGAAUGGAAUUUUGAAAGUUUGGAAUGAAUUGAAAUUCUGGGCUCCUUUUUUGAUUUUAUUUUUUCAUACUUGAGCUUGAAAUGAAAAUCCAUCCUAAGACAAAAAUUUAGGCAUGAUUUUUUAAAUCAUCCAUUUUUGCAGAAUAUGUGUGUACACACACACACACACACACAUAGACACACACUCACUCUCACUCAUUCAGAGGUAUAUAACACAGUCUCUCAUAGCCUCUUGUAAGGAAAACAGCUGCAGGUGAAAUUAUAGUGCUCUGUCAUAUUUAACCUGAAACGGAAAAUGCCUAUGUAUUAUGAACACUUUUCCCAGCCUUCCACUUAAUAAUAAUGCACCAAGAAAUGCAUCUAGGAUCAUCUUUGUUUUUCUAUUGCUUGUAAAUUGAAUGCUGAAGUUGGGGUGUAUUGAUGUGAUGCUAAGAGUGGAUGGCGCUCCUAUGCCUAAGUGAGCUUGAGGUAGUGGAACACGUUGAUUUAAUCCAUCCCUUAUGUACUAGCUCCUCUUUUCCAAGUUGAAUAACAAUUCUUUUUUUUUGUUUUAAGUUGGUGCUCUGAACCUUAGUCCUAGUACCCUUUACACUAAAUUGUCAAAUUUUGAUAAACUUGUGCCAUUUUCUUUGGUAAGAGAAAAGCAGGUCUUAAUGUCUGCCAGAACACAAUUUAUAAGCCUGACAGGCUCCAUUAAACUUUUUUAAACUUUAAUAUUGGCUACUUUUUUCAAUUUUAUUUAAUCUCAAUGCUACUUGCCACUUAAAGUACUUCCUUUCCCUUUUCCUACUCCCAUGCCCCAGUCCUUACAUUUGCUACCCAUAUACAAAAUAAACCUUUAAGAUGCAUGUAUUCCCCAGCAGAAUGGGGAAUAAUUUCUUAAAAGGAAAAAUAGGUCCAGCACUUAGGAUUUUGAAGCCUUUCUUGUGCCAGUUUCAAAACAAAUCAUGGAAGAUUGCCUUUGUGUGUGUUAUUUUGUGUUUUUUCUUUCCUUUUUUUUUUUUUUUUUUUUUUUUUUUUUUUUUUUUUUUGGAAAAAUUACUCUUAAAAGACACUUUUGGUCUUUUAAGAACAAUGUACAUUGAACUGAAAACAUAGUUUAAGUUGGGAAACCAAAACCUCUUAACCUUGUUUAUCCUUUGGUCCUUUAACUUCCACAGCUGAUCAGUUCUAUUUCCAUGUAGGCAGACCUAAUUUGACAUGAGUGGGUUCAAUACAUUUUACACUGCAGUGACCUGAGCUUGACUAAAGUAUUAAAAACUUAAAAAAUCAUCAUAUACAAGAUAUAAAACAAAAUUAAUGGAAAAUGCAUUUGGCUGAAUUUAUAAAGUCCUGCAGUCAAAUUCUUAAAUGUGGUUUACCCAACUGAAGUAAUAUACACCUUAAAUCAUAAUCCUAAUAAAUAUUUAAAAAAAAAAAACAUCAACACUGGGGCUUGUUUGUAAUUUGUUUUGGGUCAUCAUAACCUGGAUCACUGCUUGGUAUAAACAGAGUUAAAAUUCCUAAAGGAACCAAAGUCUACUAAGUUUGCCAGGCUCAUAGAAUUCACUGAUUUGAAGUUGUUGCUGAUUUUUAUGCUUAAAUUUGCAGAUUCAAGGUGUGUAAUUUUGAAUCUCUAAAGGCCAAAGAGCUAUGGAAUUUUUAAGGUGCUAUUUUAUUGGGAUAAGUAAAAGAGAUAGGUAAGGUUUAAUUUGAAGAUUUAGUGAACUUUAUAGUGUGGUAAAAGUGAAAAUGUCAUGAAAUUACUUUGAUUUUUUUUGAGGGAAGAUAACUUACUUUAGAAAAUCAGUAAAAAGAAAGUGGUUAGAGGUUUGAUAUUGAACACAGUUGAGAGGUCACUAUGAUAGGAGAAGUAGGCAAAGCCUGGCCUGAGAAUUAAAAAUUAAUCAGCUUCAUUAUGUAUUAAAAGUGAAAAUGCCAAGAAAUUGUUCAUUUUGGAUCUAAACAGCAGCCUUAAGUUUGGAAAAUUAUACGAACAGGAAGUUGACAUUUGGCAUUUAAUACACUUGAGUACAAGCUUUUUAAAUAGUUACAUUUGAAGUUAACACAUUAUCAAUUUUCAUUGGCUUUUUUUGUGGGGAUAAUAAUUAUCUCUGGCCUUAAUCUAAUAAUUUGCCCAAGGUCACACAGUGUUUCCUGUUGACAGAGAUGAAAACUUAGGUUUUCUAACAUUUCCUAUUUCUUUUUCCUUUGCUAAUGCUGCCUCUAUAAUGGUUUGUUACUUAACCAGUUACAUCUGGCAGUUGCAACUUGUUCCCAUUUCCAUUGCCUCCCCUCCCAAAUCCAGAGGCAAUUUCUUAGUCUAUGGAAAUAUUUCUACCAGGGGCAAUUUCUUAAAGUCUAUGGAGAUGCUCCCUAACUUUUUGGCAGUGGUAGGGAUGAUGAAUUCCUUUGCCAAACUUAAAGAAAAUAGAUUUUCUUUAAAUAGCAAGCUCCCUUAGUAUAGAGAUGUUAAAUGAAUGUAGUCUGAACCAGAUUAAAAUGUAAUUGAGAUGUCUAAAUAAAUAAAAAUAAAAUAUAAUGUAGAUAAUGUUAAUUUGUGGUUUUCUAAGCCUAUCUACCAGUUACAGGAAACCUUAUGUAAGUUUGCCAUCAUUGCCCUAAUGUGUGUGUAUGUGUGUGUGUGUGCUUGCGUGUGUUUUUUUUUCUUAAUUGCACAAUUUGAGGCAUAUAUAUAUACAUAUAUAUAUUGCUAGGUAAUAUACAAUUGGAUCCCAAUUACUGAUGUCAAAUCAUUUUAUGCACAUUUGAUAACAAUAGUAGAACUUUCCAUGCUCCCCAUUUUUGAGGUGAUAAUGAGAGGGUCUGUUAAAAUCGAGGAAGUAAGAAGACAAAGUUUGUCUUCUACUUCUAGUGCUUCCCUCAUUGUAUCGUGCACCUCUUUCUCCAAAACAUUCUACUUAGGUUUGUCCUUACCUUAAACUCUGCUUCUCUUCCUCUGCUACCCUCUCAUGUAAAAUUCUUUCCUAUUAAAACAUAGUAUGAGUUUCUACUAUUUAUUUGGGUUUUAGACAAGCUGAUUAGUUCAUAGCAAGGUAUUAAUUACUACUUGGCUGUGAAGGGGGUAUUUGCCUUAAAAGAUAAAUUUGUCAAAGGUUAUCUUGUACAAUUUCUUCAUUUUCAGAAGUGACUGCUAGCGAAAGUUAACAGCAAGUCAGUGACAAAGCCAAGACUCCAAAGCCAAGACACUAGAACCAGUGUUUAUUCUAGUUUGGGUCUAGUGUUCACUCUAUAUUAUACUGCUUUUGUUAACUCAAAUUGUUAGUUGUGAGGGAAACUGGUAUUUUGAUACCCAUUUCUGACUUUGGGCAUAAUAAAGAGGAAAGAACACUGGUUCUGGAGUCAGAGACCUUGGGUUUACAAUCUCUUCUGAUGUUUAAUACUUAUUUGACUUUGUACAAGUUUACCCAACCUUUUUGGGCCUUGGUUUCUUCAUUUGUAAAAUGACAUGGUUGAACUAGCCUGUGAAGUUCUUUUCUAGCCCUACAUCUAUGAUCCUAUGAUAUUCUAAAUAUCUUUGUCACUGUGCUUUGUGGAACAGGAUGAACAGAUGUAUUGAAGGUGGGUUGGAGUGGUGAUGGUGGAGCGUUUUCCAAAGAAAAGCUAUUUUCUCUCUGGUCUUGUAGGGGUCAGCCUUAGAACCCCUUUAAUACUUCUAGUGUUCCCAUAUAUGCUAAAUGUAUGCCUGCUAAUAGGAGAACAUCUGUAACUGGAGGCAUUGUUUCAAGUUGCACUUUUUUAGGACUCUAUCCUCUGUGAGAGUUUGUUGUAAUAAGUAAAUGCACAGUACUGUAACUUAAUAAAUGUGGUUAAUUUGGAAAAUGAA